GCCUAUGCCGCAUACCAACAGCAGCUUCAGCAGGCCGCGCAGCACCAGCAGCUGAUGCAAAUGUAUGGAGAUCCCAAGGGUGGCAAGUUCGGCAAGGGGAAGGCCGCGGGUAAGGAUGGCAAGGGCAAGGAAGGCAAGGGGAAGGAUCCCAUGGCAGAAGGGGCGCCUGCCUAUGCUGCUGUCCCUGCUGCCCCGGCCGUGCCUGAGCAGGCACCCGAGGUCGCUCCAGCGCCAGCGGAAGCUCCGGCGGCAGCCGCGCCGGCUGCGGCCGCGGCCGCUGCGGAGGAUGGCGCGGCUCCGGCCGAUCCGGCCGCUGCCGCCAUUGUGCCGGACUUCACUCCCGCGAAGCCGCGGCUUCUGCAGAUCGUGGAUCCAAACAGUGGGAAGCCCAUCGACACCAUGGGCAUGAACUUCGUCCCGCGGAAGCCAUCCACGCCACUGCAGAUCACCAACCCAAGCACCGGUGAGGCUGUGGCGAUCGAGACCAAGGGCUGA
Symbiodinium sp. CCMP2456 is the source of this 495-nucleotide messenger RNA. NCBI's taxonomy places the organism in Eukaryota, Dinophyceae, Suessiales, Symbiodiniaceae. The record is from the annotation of a GenBank genome assembly.